CCGGGGGGGCGGCUUCGUGUCCGGGCGGUGCCAGACGCGAAGGCCGUCGGUGGCUUUGCUAGCUGAGGGAGCAGCAGUCCGGCGCUUCACCAUGACGGCGGCCAUGAGACAGCGCUUCGACCGCUUCCUGCACGAGAAGAACUGCAUGACCGCCGUACUCGAGCGGAUCGAGAGCAAGACCGGCGUCGACCGCACCUACAUCGCCAUCGCUGUCCUGGGGGCGGUGGCCGUGUACCUGGUGAUCGGCUACGGCGCCUCGCUGCUCUGCAACAUCAUCGGCUUCGGCUAUCCCGCCUACGUGUCAAUCAAGGCCAUUGAAAGUCCCAAUAAAGAUGAUGACACACAGUGGCUGACUUACUGGGUUGUGUAUGGUGUUUUCAGCAUAGCAGAAUUCUUCUCUGAUAUCUUUCUGUCCUGGUUCCCUUUCUACUACAUGCUGAAGUGUGGCUUUCUGCUCUGGUGCAUGGCUCCCAGUCCCUCUAAUGGAGCAGAGUUCCUCUAUCACCGAAUCAUCCGGCCCUUUUUCCUGAAGCACGAGGCUCAGCUGGACAAUGUUGUCAAAGACCUGAAAGACAAGGCUGCAGAGACUGCAGAUACCAUUGCUAAAGAAGGUUACAAAUUACUUGUCUGAGACCAACAAGGAACUUGCCCUGUGCUGACUCAAACAACUCAAGCAGAACACAUUGCAAGAAGGGAAGCCAGAAGGACGGAUCGAGCCUUGCAGAGGCAGAGUGGCAACAUGCUUUUCUCUACUUCUUCUUAUGGACAGCACAUUUCCUCCUGUGGCUGAAAACCAUCAGCCUGAGUAACUCCACACACUGAAAAAUAUUGGUUUGAGCAAAUCAUUGAAGAGGGUGUGUAAUAACUGGAGACCCUUGCUGAAGACUCCUGAAACUUUUAGAACAUCUAACUGCAGAGACAUGGGGGAGCUGACAUCCCAGCAGCAAUCUUGGACCAUCUGUACUAUAUAAAAGUGGGCAUGCACAUUUAUCCUUGUUGACUCACUACCACAGAUCAAGACAACACCAGAUCUAAGGAAUGGUGGAAUACUUAAUAUCUCUCUCUUUUCUUCUUUCCUCUAGAUCAUCUUCUACUCAUUUUUCUUCAGCAGCCAUUGCCUAAGUUUGCCUUAGAGUAGUUGAUAAGGAAAAAACAUUCAGGCCAAGUACCCUAUCCAUAAUGCCUGUAAUUGCUGUUAGAGUAUUACCUAAUUUUGCUUCAAAGUAGUUGGUUAAUUGUUGUUAGAAAGCUCAAUAAACUGUAUUGCAUUGUUCCUCUGAGUCACUGUCUGACUGUUGCAGGGAGUGCCCUAUUCACUGGAUUCCAAAGACUGACCUUCCUUACAAGCUACUGAGUGGCAUGAGGCAGUACUGAAUAAGUCUUUUCUCUAAAAGCUCUUAAAUCUGAGACUUUCCAUCACUAACCAAAGCAGAUUCAAGACUUCCUUCUCAAUUCCUCAAACUAGUCAACAUCUUCUACUGUCAGUUCAUUGUCAUCUUGCGCUCUUGCUUCCCUCUCUUGCUCUUGUCUCUCCACAGAGCAGCAGUAACUAAUAACCUCUGACCACCUCGUUGUUUCUAGUAACAAAACCUUCAGCUGCUUCAGCAGUGCCCAUGCUGUUGUUUGUGCCAUGUGGCAUUCCACUGGGUCAGAGCAACUCCCUCAAUACAGAAUGGCUUAGGUUGGAAGGGAUUUAAAGUUUAUUUCUAACCCCCUCUACUGGGCAGGGUUGCCAUAUCUGUGUGUGUUAUCAGAGAGAUAAUCCAAAGAUCAUUUGUGUAGGAAGUCAUAUUAGCAGAAAAAAAAUUGAAGAUGUUUAUAACAGCCAUGCCCAAUUACAGCCUCAGAGAGUAAGAUUUCCUUUCCAAAGUCAUUCUGCUACAGACAGUGUGUGUACUGGUAAUCUGACAGUCAAGGGAGUGGCACAUGAAGUCCACCAGGGCAGCUUCUAGAUUUGAUACAGUGGCACUGAGAAUAAGCAUGCGCCCUCCUCCAUUCAGUGCUGCAAUAGAACAACGCUUAAAACGUCCUAGGAGAGGAAACACAACUGAACCUCUUGUAAGUUGGGAGCUGCCAUGCAGUCUGCUAUAAAUGCCUAGCAGCAGCAACUUAAAAAAAAAAAAAAAAGAAAAAAAGAAAAAAAAGGUAAACUACCAUCUAUUAAAGCAUUUGAAUAGAACAAAAAAUGAAAAACAUAAAAUACCUCAAAAUACAAGCAUGACUAAGUUGAGCAAAGAUAUCAUCAAUAAUAACUUAAUGAAAUUUCAUUACUUUAGACUAGUCAGAUAUCCAGAUGAAUUCUGAAUGCUGCUUAUCUGUAAAAUAUGAAAAGAAAAAUCAGCUUACCUGGCAGACAGAUGAAAACAGAAUAUUGCAACAUGAAAAUUUUAUCAGAAUAAUCUGAUGACUUGUUACCAGUACUCAUCUAUGAAGCAGUGAAAUAACUGUUCUCAAAUACUAAGAAUUAGAGAAGCCCAUGAGGGAUUUUUUUUUUUUUAAACUUGAGAGAGGUAGCACUGUGUCUUUUUCAUUCUCCUUAUACUAAACUAUCCUUCAUUCAACUUGUUCAGUAAUUUCUUCAGUUUCUCCUAGUGACAACUGUUCUGAUCAAUUAAUCUCCAAAUAACAUCAUAUCCCUGCCUGUGGACUACACAAAUAUUUUAAGUUCCCAAACACUGCAUGGCCUACACAUCUGAAAUAAAGCUAGAAAGCGUAUUUCAUGAACUCUCAAACGACAACCUGAAACAGGAUAACACAGUAUUCAAAGAAAAAAAAAAAAAGGAAAAAAGUUAAAUUGUUCAGUUAUCUUAAGCAGUUAAAAUACAAACCCUACAGUAUGCCUCUGACUUCUUGAAAUAAGCUGCAGAGGAAAGGUUAAGAAUAAAAUAAAAGUCAUCUUUUGACAAAAGGAUUCAAGAAAAGUUUUUCAAAAUUACUAUGCCACCUUUAUUAGUACAUUGACAAUCAUAAAAGAUUAUUAGGAAGUAAAGUUUACAAAGUCAUAAUUUUACUGAUUUGCGUUUUUUAUUGGUGAUACAGACCCUCCAGAGUCAAGACAGUCAGUCAACUAGCACGGAUAAAUGGUUAACCAACCUGAAAACUGUUUGCUUAUCUAGUCUGCGUAAGACUUUUUAUUAUUUUUAAAAAGCUGCAUAUUAAUUUUGGAAAAAAUGAUUCUCCCAUUUACUUAUGUUGUUCCACUUUCAAAACUGGAUGUUAGCUUCAGACUUGCAGAGUGUGUGUGACGGUAGGUUUAUUGUUACACAGACACAAAGCAGUUACAUGCAUUCCAGCUCCAAAGUAAGCACGCAGUUCUAUCUGUCUUGACCUGUUUAUUUCAUUCCCGUAUCUUUCACCUCGAAGUUGCA
This is a messenger RNA of Lagopus muta (rock ptarmigan), 3368 nucleotides long. RefSeq names its product receptor accessory protein 5 (gene REEP5). The coding region runs from base 92 to 631 and encodes 179 amino acids. The record is from RefSeq and is a predicted model, not a curated record. The transcript has 5 exons. Lineage: Eukaryota; Metazoa; Chordata; Aves; Galliformes; Phasianidae.